Messenger RNA from Sphaeramia orbicularis (orbiculate cardinalfish), 4141 nucleotides. It is a transcript of the gene foxo1a, whose product is annotated as forkhead box O1 a. Bases 428 to 2476 code for a protein of 682 amino acids. Lineage: Eukaryota; Metazoa; Chordata; Actinopteri; Kurtiformes; Apogonidae. The transcript has 3 exons. Gene Ontology annotation, cellular component: nucleus. Gene Ontology annotation, molecular function: RNA polymerase II cis-regulatory region sequence-specific DNA binding; DNA-binding transcription factor activity, RNA polymerase II-specific. Gene Ontology annotation, biological process: regulation of transcription by RNA polymerase II. The record is from RefSeq and is a predicted model, not a curated record.
UCCUCACAUGCCGUACAACGCACACAGUCAACAGGGUGGACGGGACGCACACGGAACAUCACCGACAAGCGGACAACAACAACAAACCAGAAGGAGCCGACGCGCUGCGGACACUCACACACGUUUGUUUUUGUUUGUUUUUUUUUUAAAUUUGUGUUUUAAAUGAAAGGCCUUUUUUAGUAGAAAGUUACUUUUUCUGUGCGUCUGUUCCUUUUCGGACCGGCUUGGGAUGUGACUUCUCAGUACUUUUACGCACAGGCGCUCCAGUGUUUUCCUUGACGCGCAGACGCAUCUUGUGUUUCCAAAAAAAAAAAACAAAAAAAAAAAAAAACCCAAGUUGUCAGUUGUGGACCAACACAUCUGUCACAUUUACGUGACUUUUUUUUUUUUUUUUUUUUUAAACACUUGGCUCCGUCACCUCUCGAUCAUGGCGGAAGCGGCGCAGCAGCAGCCACACCUGGUGGAAAUCGACCCGGAUUUCGAACCACUUUCGCGGCCCCGGUCGUGCACUUGGCCCCUACCCCGGCCGGAGUUCAUCAACCCGGGGGAUUCGAACACGUCGUCGCCGGUUCCGUCUGUGAAGCAGGAGCCGGCCGGUAACGCAGAGUACAUCAACAACCUCAGCCUCCUGGAGGAGACUGAGGACUUCACGGAGCAGGAGAAUGUCAUCCUGUGCGCUGAUUUCCAGUGUCAGGAGAAUUGCGCGCACCAGCAACAUCCACAUCAACAUCAGCAGCAACAUCAGCAACAACAGCAGCAUCAUCAGCAGCAGCAACACCAGAACCCGCAGCUCCCUCCUCCUCCUCCUCCUCCUCCUCAGCAGCAGCAGCAGCAGCAGCAGGUGCCUCUCCUCUCCUCUCCCGCCGGAUCGUCGUCUUCAGCCGCCGCGGCCGCAGCUGCAGCCGCUGCCCAGAGGAAGAGCAGCUCCUCCCGGCGAAACGCAUGGGGGAAUAUGUCAUAUGCAGACCUCAUAACCAAAGCUAUUGAAAGUUCCCCUGAGAACAGACUAACUCUGUCUCAGAUUUAUGACUGGAUGGUGAAGAGUGUGCCUUAUUUUAAGGACAAAGGUGACAGCAACAGCUCUGCAGGAUGGAAGAACUCCAUUAGACACAACUUGUCGCUCCACAGUCGCUUUGUCCGGGUUCAGAAUGAGGGGACGGGGAAGAGCUCCUGGUGGAUGCUGAACCCGGAAGGAGGGAAAAGCGGCAAAUCCCCUCGACGUCGGGCGGCCUCCAUGGACAACAACAGCAAGUUCACCAAGAGCAGAGGCAGAGCUGCGAAGAAAAAGCUGUCCCUGCAGGGCGGACCUGAUGGAGGUGCAGACAGCCCUGGUUCUUACUCCAAGUGGCCUGGCAGCCCCAACUCCCACAGCAACGACGACUUUGAUGCAUGGAACAGCUUCAGGCCCCGGACCAGCUCCAAUGCCAGCACUUUGAGCGGCCGCCUCUCACCCUUCAUGCCUGAGGACGACCUGGGGGAGGCAGAUGUACAUAUGGGCUACCCAGGAGCACCGGGGGCCAAGAUGACAGCCACGCUGCCCAGCCUCACAGAGAUGACAGGCUCUCUGGGACACAGUUCAGAGAAUGUCAUGGAAAACCUUCUAGACAACCUGAACUUGCUCUCGCCCAACACCUCUCAGGUUGGGGGAGGGGCUACGACCCCCGGGUCCACUCAGUCUUCACCCUCUCCCAUGAUGCAGCCGAGCCCUGGGUACCCCGCGUACAGCUCUCCCAGCAUGGCCUCCCAGCCUCAGCAAGACUACCGGAAGUGUGUUUACGGCCAAGCAGGGAUGAACUCCCUGCCCUCCAUGCCACUGCAGACACUGCCAGAGAGCAAGCCCACGUUUGGGCCCAGUUUGAGCCAGUACACCUGCCCCGCAGGGCUCCUGAAGGAGCUGCUGACAUCAGACAACGACCAGCACACGGAGCUCAUGCCGUCAGUGGACACUGUGGUGUCGCAGUCCAGCGGAGGCUGCAUGCUGCCGCCUUACAGCAGCAGCCAGCACACAGCCAAACUAAUGGGAGGAGGCAACGGCCACCCCCACGGCCUCUCACACCCCCACCCCCACAAUAUGCACAGCCAACCCCCGACCACAUCCCCGGCUAUGAACGGCCGUUUGCUCAUGUCUCUGAGCCACAGUGGGGGCUCCACACGUUUGCCUACAGUCAAAAGCCCUAUGCAGAUGCCUUACGGCCUCCCGGGCCACCUCAGCGGUGGGGUCAUGCCUGGGGGCUUCUGCCCUCUCAACACCAACGGCUACGGGCGACCGGGUCUGCCACCGCCCUCACACCCAGAGAAACUACCCAGUGACCUGGACGACAUGUCCAUCGAGAAGUUUGAAUUCGACAUGGAGACGGUCCUCCAUGACACUCUGAUGGACGGGGACUCUCUGGACUUCAACUUUGAGCCAGUGGUGACCCAGCAGGGUUUCCCCCACGGGGUGAAGACCACGACACACAGCUGGGUUUCGGGGUAGAACCUAAAAACAGACUUCUUGUUCAGUAAAGGACACAAUCACAACACCUGUAAGACGAAACUGUAUCUCAGGAUACUAAGUCUUCAUCCCAGCAACCUCGCCUGCAGAUUCUGUACCAUCGACAUUUCUGUUUCCAAAAUCCUGUUUCCAGAUCACCUCAGCAGAGACUGGUUCUGAUCUACUCUAUACUCUCCGCUAGGGCCCCUGAACUGUUCGACAAGAAGUCAUGCUUAUUUUUGAAUAUAAAUAUUGUGUACAAACUUAAGUGCCAAACAUUUUUGCCUUAAUGUAAAAGCCAAACUCUGGUUUCCUCACCAAGGUUACAGAAAAUAUACAACGGUCGUGUCUGUGAAUUUUUACAGGUGACACUGCCAACUACAUCUCAUCAGCAUCAAAAGCACAAUCCACAGAAGUGCACAAACUCAUCCCAUGCUGUUUACUUUGUGUUUGUAUGUACAGUGUAGUGAUAAUUGAUUGCCACUACGGACGAAUUAUGAAGGUAAUAAUAUGGUUCAUGGGUUUGUGGACUGAGGGGAGGCCUGUCAUCGUUGUUAAGUGUCAGACUUCUCACGGGAUCCUUGGACGAUGUUACAUAAUAACUCACUUUGUUGUCACCUGAAUGUACAUAAUGUUGUCAGACGGUUUGCAAAAUCAGGUCUGUGAGUGUAUUUUCUAAGACUGUAAAUAGUGUUUACAGAGCAGAAGCAAAAAUCGAGGCAGCGGAGAUGGAAAACUGGAUCACUUUCAAUUAAAUGCAGAGCGAACGGAACCUGUUUGAGGAUCUUUAUUCAACCAGGCUGUAAACAUGGUUCUACACUUUCUGGUUUCUUGUACAUACAUUAAGAAUGUAUAUUAAAAAUAUGUAGUGGAUGUUUACUAGAUUGAGUAUAUAUUUGAGACCUAAAUUAUUUGUGGUUAAUAUAGAUUUAUGCUGGUGCAUAACCUGCUCACAGAUAUCAGAACUGUUCCUUAGUUGUUUGUUGUCUGAACCUCUAGACCUUAAUACCACAGGGGCCUAUUUAUUGUGCCUAACAGAGUAGAUAUCGACUGCAGGCUUGAAGGGUUUUUUUAUUGUAAAUGUCUACGGUCCAGAAGAUACUCAAAUGCAGCAGUUUUUGAAGUAACAGUGAAUUCUUUACUUUCAGCGCCCAGCUUACGCUUUUCCUCAGAGACGAGGGACUAUUCGCUGUUAUUGAUCGGACUUUCCUGAGCGCUUCGAGGCACUGUGAACAUUACGAGGUCAAGGCGGGUUUGGGCGGAUCAAAGAUAUUCUCAGUGCUGCUGCUGCUGCUGUUGUCGUUGUUGUUUGGUUUUCUCACGAGGGGAUUGAGUCCAGGACACUGUGAGUUACCGCUUCGCAACGCGUUUGACUUUUGUCGUGCGACUGACUUCGGUUAGCUCGGUCCGACUUCUUCGAGGCCAAAAGAGCCGUCUGAUGCUGUCAUGUCAGUAGGAUCAGCUUUAUAAUGAGACUCCACUUUUCACACUGCCCCUCCUACCUCUAUCUAUACCUUGCGUCUUUUAAAACAGUAACAUGUGACUUGAUAGCAACGAUCUUUUUAUAUAUAUAUAUAUAUAUAUAUAUAUAUAUAUAUAUAUAUAUAUAUACAGUGGUGGGCAAAAAUUUUAGAACACUUGUCAAAUCUUAAGAAACUGGUGGUUUAU